ACGCAACCUUCUGCUGCAUGGGUGACAACUUUUUUUUCUGUAAACAAAACGCAAAGCAAAACAAAUCGAUAUUCGGUAAAAUAACAAGGGCAGCCCAUCGGUGUCUGCAACAUUACGGCGUAAAAUGAGUGCUACACUGGUGAAUAUAGCUGAGGAGGAUUUCUUCGGCACGGUCAUACGGUACGGGUUGUACGUUGGGGCCAUUUUCCAGAUGGUCUGCCUGGCGGCGUGCAUCGUGCUGCCCGAUUCUUCGGCCGGCGGAAGCGGUGAUCCGGGAAGCUGGUCACCGAAGAGUAACGACAGUGAAGAUUCUAGCUCGGAACAUUCGUCCCCGCAAAACACACCUAGAAGACCGUACCACCGUAGCCGUAAGCAGGACAAGAAGAAGCGUCGUUAAGCGUUGCGAUUUAUGUCCACCAGCAAGCACCAUCGACAGCAUUCCAACGCUCUAGUCCUCCUGCAAUGUGUGAGAUGUUUGGUUUCCGCUAGCUUCUUCCCAUCGAUAUUGUAGAAUGGCUUCAGUCUCACUUCUCUUAAUCCGGCAUUGGAACAACGGAUCUCAGUGUGUACUUAUCAACGGCUACUAGCGACAACUUACUGCUCGUACCAUUCUUGACACCCACCUGCAAAAAAAUGGGGUUUAAAUGUAAUUUUGUAUUUAUUGCCACCACAUUAAACAAUUGUACUUUGGAAACAUA
Anopheles stephensi (Asian malaria mosquito) is the source of this 698-nucleotide messenger RNA. Its product is annotated as protein anon-73B1. Lineage: Eukaryota; Metazoa; Arthropoda; Insecta; Diptera; Culicidae. The transcript is spliced from 2 exons. The record is from RefSeq and is a predicted model, not a curated record. The coding region runs from base 125 to 397 and encodes 90 amino acids. Gene Ontology annotation, cellular component: membrane.